AUGCCGGACCCUCGGAAUGUGCUGCCAGAGUCCAUGGAUGGACAACUGCAGAAUCCUAUCUCAUCCUCUGCACAGCUGCACGACGAUCUUCUACACUCAGCAGACAAAAGCGCUCCCCUGGUCGGGAAGCCAGCGACCACUGUACCGGCUCCCAAGCCCGCCAACCUACCUUGGCCCCAGGUACAGCAUGUCGACAGUGACCAACAUGCCGACGGCACAGCUAUGGGAUCUGGAGCCCUGAGCAGUGGACCUGUAUCGCCGAUAUCGCCUGGAGACUCAUCCGAAGCCUUGCGAACGCCAGGUGUUUCAGACCGACAGAAGUACACGUACCAUCCCUCGUCCCCCGGUGGGACAUCACAGUUGCCUCCCCGUCUGCAUUCCCCAGCCUCUCAGAUUUUUGAACGGAGUGUUCAAGAAGAUAUUCUCCCUCAGCAAGCGUCCCCGUCUAUACCCGCACAUAUUCGCACCGAGAAUUACAUUCCUCCAGUGCUGGAGGCCUCAUCAGCCGCCAUCACCGACGAUCAAUUGGACCCGGAUUCGGUGGAAAUCAUCACUCAUAGUAUGCACCAGUCCGCUGCCGCAGGCGUGACCGGUUCGUCAACAGCAGAGCAUUCACUCACGUCCUCCGGCUUUGUUGAUCAUGCGGGGUUCCACUCUAUCGAGGCAGAUGAAGGCUCCUCCACUCAUGCAGCACUGGAGUCCACGGAUGUGCGACGUCUGAGCUUCAUUUCAUUUGCUGAUGUCGUCAAUGCAGAACAUGCAGAGACCGGAGAAUCGGUGUAUAGUCGAGAACCCUCCCAGGUUGGAGGAGCUGCCACCCAUUCGAUUGCCACGGGAUACCAAAAUCGGUCGCCGUCACCGUUACGAUCUCCAGCUUCUUCACAUGGACUGGGAACAUCACCACCAACCAGCAUUGCGACCUCCUUCAAAGGCCUCGAAAUGUCGCCAAACCAUGGCACUCGCGGCGCGGGAAGUCCCCUCCCCUUGGCUCAAAGCCCAGUUUCCUCCAGUUUCGGUGGUGAACUGAAUAUCGAAACGAUGCGACAAGCGCUCAGAAGAACUGGCAGUGGAGAUCUUGGAGGGUUCGCCAGCCAGACUGCUAGUGCCAUCGGCAAUGAUGAGCCCUUGGAUCGUCAUUUCUGA
Molecule: messenger RNA, 1143 nt
Organism: Penicillium daleae
Lineage: Eukaryota; Fungi; Ascomycota; Eurotiomycetes; Eurotiales; Aspergillaceae
Exons: 1
Coding region: 1-1143 (380 amino acids)
Source: RefSeq, a predicted model, not a curated record